Morus notabilis is the source of this 2113-nucleotide messenger RNA. RefSeq names its product protein IQ-DOMAIN 1. The coding region runs from base 367 to 1830 and encodes 487 amino acids. The record is from RefSeq and is a predicted model, not a curated record. Gene Ontology annotation, molecular function: protein binding. Lineage: Eukaryota; Viridiplantae; Streptophyta; Magnoliopsida; Rosales; Moraceae. The transcript has 6 exons.
AGACAGAGACAGCAAGGUUUUGUUGUUGCUGAUGUUGUCUUUUCGUUUCUGUUUUCGUUGCCAAAACAGAACUUCCUUUCCUUAACCCCCUCAGAAAUCCAAUCCAAAAUCCAAAUCCUUGCUGUAAAUUAAAACAAUCCAUUUUUCUUUUUUCCUUUUCUUUCCCUUAUCGUUCAAUUAUUCUUCUCUUCUUCGCCAAGAUCUGCCUUUUGGUUCCCUCCUCUCUCUCUCUCUCUCUCUCUCUAUCACUCCUUUCUAUCAGUAAUACUUUUGGUUUCCAGGGAAGAGAGAGAGAGAGAGUUUCUGAAGUUACAGAGAUCUAGGAAUUUUCUUUUCAUGUAACAGAGAUGAACUAAGUUGAAGAAAAUGGGGAAGAAAGGGAAUUGGUUUGCUGCUGUGAAGAAAGCUCUCAGCCCAGACUCCAAGGAAAAGAAAGAUAAAACCCCCAAGACAAAGAAAAAAUGGUUUGGGAAGAACAGCAGUACGGACGCGGCUGUUUCUUUCAAAGAACAAACUCCUUUGCCUGUUCCUGACCCUUGUCCUCCUGUGGAAGAUGUGAAAUUGGCUGAGAUUGAGAAUGAACAGAGCAAACAUGCUUACUCCGUCGCGCUAGCCACUGCGGCAGCAGCGGAGGCGGCUGUGGCCGCCGCGCAGGCUGCUGCUGAGGUUGUUCGUCUCACCGCAGUGCCCCGGCACUAUGGAAAAUCGAAGGAGGAGAUCGCAGCUGUUAAAAUUCAGACUGCUUUCCGGGGGUAUUUGGCAAGGAGAGCAUUGAGGGCUUUGAGAGGCUUGGUAAGGUUGAAAUCAUUGAUACAAGGGCAGUCUGUCAAAAGGCAAGCCACUACCACGUUACGGUGCAUGCAGACUCUUGCUCGCGUGCAGUCUCAGAUUCGCACGAGAAGAAUCAGAAUGUCGGAGGAGAAUCAGGCGCUUCAGCGGCAGCUCCAACAGAAAAGAGAAAAAGAGCUUGAGAAGUUGAGAACUUCCAUGGGAGAAGAAUGGAACGAUAGCACGCAAUCCAAAGAAAAAAUUGAAGCAAGACUGCUAAGCAAACAAGAGGCUGCUCUGAGGAGAGAGAGAGCAUUGGCUUAUGCAUUUUCUCAUCAGACGCUGAAGAACUCAUCAAAAUCCGCAAAUCCCACAUUCAUGGAUCCCAAUAAUCCCCACUGGGGGUGGAGUUGGCUAGAACGUUGGAUGGCUGCCAGGCCAUGGGAGAGCCGAAGCACAGUGGAAUACCACGACCACACUUCCAUGAAGAGCGCAGCAAGCAAUGCCAUGUCUGCCGGAGAGAUCACCAAAGCUUAUCACCGCCGUGAUCUCAGCCGCGAAAACAAACCCUCCCCCACAGCUCAAAAACCAAGAGACCAACAAACUACUCGUCAAUCCCCAUCUACCCCCAUGUCCAAGGCGCCAUCAAUAUCAUCCAUAACUGGGAAAACCCCGAAGGGAAGUGCCUUUGGCAGCCGGGAGGAGGACUCGAGGAGCAUGUUCAGCAUUCAGUCAGAGAGGUACCGGAGACACAGCAUUGCAGGGUCUUCAGUGAGGGACGACGAGAGCCUCACAAGCUCACCUCCUGUCCCGAGUUACAUGGCGCCGACGCAGUCAGCAAAGGCCAAAUCCCGGAUGCCAAGCCCACUAGGCUUUGAGAAAAAUGGCACGCCACCUGAUACGGGGUCGGUGUCUUCUGCCAAGAAGCGGCUUUCUUUCCACACUUCACCAGCCGGGUCGAGGAGGCACUCCGGUCCUCCCAAGAUUGACACUAGCACUUUUAUUAAGGACAUUGGAUUGCAUUUGGAGGAAAAAGUCAGCAAUGGAGGAGGCAACAGGUAGUCUUUGACAUGAAAACAAGAUUGAAUAAAAGGAGAAUUGAGCCUUUGAUAUUCGUUUCCAUUAUCAUCCCAAAGAAUUUUCAUCUUUCAAAGUGUGAGGAGGAAGGCCCAAAAAAAGAAAAAAGAAAAAAGGUGGCUCCUUUAUCUUCUUCUUGUUCUUCUUAAAUGUUGUUAUGUCUUUUAUCAUGUUGUAGGAUUGGUUUGGCCGUUUGGGAGGUGAAAUCAGUUAAAAGUAACAAAACUUUUACAGUUUGAAUCCGUUGUAGUGCUGUUGUAAGUGAUCC